CAUUGCAAGGGAGUUGUAUAUGAAUCAGUGUCCAGCGAUGUCUUCACUAACUUGGCAUUUGAAGAUUGGGUUUAUAACAACCUAGAUUUAAGCACAACAAAUCUACUACUGCUAUGGCGAAAUGAUCCCUGCGUUGUGAUUGGUCGUCACCAAAAUCCGUGGGCCGAGUGUCAGCUCAGACAGCUCUGGGGUUCAAAGGUCAAAUUAGCAAGAAGAAGGAGUGGAGGUGGUACUGUUUACCAUGAUCUAGGCAAUCUCAACUGCACUUUCUUCACUGACAGGAAGCGAUAUAACCGCAAAGAAAACCUGGAGCUGAUAACCAACGCACUGAGGUCCACAUGGCCAGGGUUGGACGUCACUGUGUCAUGUCGGGAUGAUAUUCUACUGGACAACUUUUUCAAAGUUUCAGGCUCAUCAGCCAAGUUAGGACGUCAGAUUGCAUAUCAUCACUGCACGCUACUGCACAGUGUUAACACACCAGAACUAAAAUCACUGCUACAUAGUAAGAAGGAGGGACUGACUAACAGAGCCACUAAGAGUGUCGAGUCUGCGGUCAAAAACUUGUCGGAUGUAGAACCAAGCAUAAGACACUCGUCCCUGGUUGAUGUCAUAGCUGAGCAAUUCUACUCACAGUAUCAGCCAUUAUAUAAAAACAAGGUGUACCCAAUGGAUCCAUCAUCUGAAGUAGACUGGCCAGGAGUCCUUUCAAGUAGAGAGGAACUUGGAAGUUGGAACUGGGUGUACGGGAAGACGCCGCAAUUCAGUGUGCAGAGAUCUCACACUGAUGUGUCAGUGUUGGUCCAUGUUCACCACGCCCGUAUACUGGGUGUGGUCAUACAAGCGUUGGAUGGAUGGAUUGAUACAGGGCUCAUACAGGAACUCACAGGACACCUGGCAGGAACAAAAUUCUGGCCAAAAGAUGUCGCUGAAAUCACAGAGGCUUUCCUUGGAGCAGUCAUUGUUGACGCCGAUACGAGACAAAAACUUCAUCUCGUCUGCAAGCUUUUACAAGAAACACUCUCUUGAGCUGUAAUCAACAUCUUACUCCAUGAAAAUAAAGAUUUGUGAUUUCCCAAACCAAAAAAGUGAAUUUCUUGACUGGUUUCUGUACAACUGAGUCUGUUGGUAAAAUUCAAUGUUCCCACUUCUCGAUUCAAAAAUAACAGUAAAAAUAAGCACAAAAUACUGAUUUUAAAACUGAACAAAUUUUAACAGCCAUCUUAGUCGGUGCCUCUUUAAAAAAUCAUUUC
Messenger RNA from Patiria miniata (bat star), 1250 nucleotides. Its product is annotated as lipoyltransferase 1, mitochondrial-like. Gene Ontology annotation, molecular function: lipoyltransferase activity. Lineage: Eukaryota; Metazoa; Echinodermata; Asteroidea; Valvatida; Asterinidae. The transcript has 8 exons. Gene Ontology annotation, cellular component: cytoplasm; mitochondrion. Gene Ontology annotation, biological process: protein lipoylation. The record is from RefSeq and is a predicted model, not a curated record. The annotation marks the transcript as partial.